AUGGCCGGCGGUUUUCCCGCGGUUUCCUUUCUUAGUUCUGAUUAUGUCGACGAUGCAGGCAAGAAUUCUCUAAAACGCGCCCCUAGAGAACUCUUCAGUACGACUUCUAUUUCUUCGCAGUCUUUCUCACAUACAUCAGCAUUGAAUUCACCCAAUGGCGUCACUUCUACCAAGGAGACGCCCGGACCAGGGGGUGCGCAAAGCAAGCCAAAGAAUGUGGGAAUUCUACAGGUCACCAAUAGCGUCAACUUACAGAUUGAGAAAAAGCAACAGCCUAUGUCGACAUCAGUUUCCCACAUCCAGGAAGGGGUUUCGCAUCUCCAAGGGCCCACACUCGCCGCCAGCAUUCCUUAUGCUGAUAGCUUGAGAAGUGACUCUUCCCAUCGGCUCUCCUCAGAUGACAGUACACUUAGUGGAUCCACUUCAAGCUCCAACGGGUGCUCGACUGAAAUCACUGACGAUGAUUAUGAUGAUGGGAUCGGCGCCGAAGACAAACUCAAAAGUGCAAACCAUGCAGCUCAAGAGCAAGCUCGCUGGCCUCAUUGCCUUUGUUUCACAAAAUCUAAGUUUCUUGAUGUUCAUGGCCUUAGCGUGAUUAUACCUGCAGGUACUCCUAUUGUCUCCAAAGUUCGUGAAGAUCUGCCUCUGGUCGUCAUAUCUGAGAAGCUCUACGACUUGCUCAACGGGGAUGAGGAAGGGUCGGCUGCUGAGGAACGAGGAAAAGAACGUUCUAUAAAGCUCCCCCAAGCUUUCUUACGUGUUCAACAAAUGGCUCGACGGGGUUUCAAUGCUCUUUCUCGGGUCCGGGCCUCCUCUCCUGGCUUGCACUCAGGGCGAAUUACACCCACUGAAGAUCACAAUCCUAAUGACUGCCUGGAUUCACGAUCUCACAACAACUUCGGUGUGCUGGCCAACUUACUAAGGCUUCACGACAGUCGAAAUGCGGCAAGUAAUUAUGGCCCAAGUCCAGAGUAUAUCAGUUAUCCAGACACCUUACAUCUAUGUAACGGCACUUUUGAUAACCCUACCAGCUCCGAACGAUCGCUUAGCCAAGACUCUGGAAUUGUUAAACCCACAAAGAGAAAAUGGUGGGAGAAGAAUUCCAGCCAGUCAUCUCCACCGCUUUCCUGGACAGAUUCGAGCACUAAGAGCUCUUUCUCAAACCCAUCCGCACAACGUCCACCUCUAAGACGCUCCCGGAGCAGUGGUGGCCUUACACCGGCUAUACAAAGACUAGUGAAGCUACGUGCUCAAGAAAAUGCUCGUGACGAGAUGUGUAUAACUGUGCAGCUUGCCGAGACUCUAUCACGUCAACGAUAUUUGCUUCGUCUCUGUAAGGCACUGAUGAAGUAUGGAGCACCUACUCAUCGAUUGGAAGAAUAUAUGCGCAUGACCGCGAAGGUGCUGGAGAUUGAUGGGCAAUUUCUUUACAUCCCCGGCUGUAUGGUGAUAUCAUUUGAUGAUGCUGCUACCCAUACUGCAGAUGUCAAACUGGUCAAGGCUGCGCAAGGUGUGGACUUAGGCCGCUUAUUGGAAGUGCAUCAAAUAUAUAAAGAAGUCAUUCACGAUGUCAUUGAAGUUGCAGAGGGAACGCGCAAACUGGAGGAAAUAAUCAGACGACCACCCCGGUUUAACGUCUGGUUUCUCAUCCUCAUGCACGGUUGCGCCAGUGCCUCUGUUGGGCCUUUUGCAUUUGGAGCUCGUCCUAUCGACAUUCCACCAGCGUUUCUUCUUGGCUGCUUACUUGGAACGCUGCAGUUAGUUCUGUCACCGCGCUCAUACCUAUACUCGAAUGUAUUCGAGAUCUCUGCUGCGGUCCUUACCUCUUUUCUUGCAAGGGCUUUUGGCAGUAUCACUUACCAAGGGGGUCGUCUUUUCUGUUUCUCCGCACUUGCGCAGUCAUCUAUCGCUCUCAUUUUACCGGGAUACAUGGUGUUAUGUGGAAGCUUGGAACUGCAGUCCCGUAGCAUUGUUGCAGGCUCAGUUCGGAUGGUUUAUUCCAUUAUAUAUUCACUCUUUCUGGGAUUUGGUAUCACUAUCGGCACCUCGGUAUACGGUCUAUUGGACCCCAAUGCCACUUCGGAAUAUUAUUGCCCCCCAAGUCCCAUUCAAAACCCUUAUUUACAACGUCUACCAUUUGUUAUCAUGUUCACUUUCUGCUUGACAACAAUAAAUCAGGCGAAGUGGCGGCAGAUACCAGUGAUGCUUUUUAUUUCCCUUUGCGGCUAUUUGACCACUUAUUGCUCAACGAAAAGAUUCGGAUCGAACACUCAGGUCGUCAAUGCUAUGGGUGCCUUUGUUAUUGGCGUCAUGGGGAAUUUAUACAGUCGACUUGGGCAUGGCCUUGCAGCAGCAGCCAUCCUUCCGGCAAUAUUCGUUCAAGUGCCAUCUGGUUUAGCUGCAAGUGGUUCUCUGGUUUCCGGUAUCACUUCGGCCGAUGAAAUCAACCACAAUACCUCAUUCUAUUCAAUCAUUAAUAACGGUACUCAAGGUUUUCUUGAGGCACAACAAAACAUGACGCUCUACGGAAGCAGUAGGAUGUACAGCGGAGUCGUCUUUGACAUAGGAUAUGGAAUGAUCCAAGUUGCCAUCGGUAUCACUGUUGGUCUCUUUUUGGCCGCUUUAGUUGUCUAUCCUCUGGGAAAGAAGCGAAGUGGUCUAUUCAGCUUUUGAGCUUGGAACCGAAUUGGGCCUUGGGAGCCAGUGCCUGGUGUCAUUGACGAUGCUUUUAUAUAUUCAUAUCAGAAUGUUUCCUGCGUUUAGACUUGCUAAUAUCGUUCUCAUUCCUUGCUUCCAGUUAUCCCUCUCUUUCGCAAUUGAGAUUUCUGUGCUUUUCUAAUCUUCUUGUUCAUUUUGCAUUGUCGUGUGGGCCAGCGACCUUCCUACACCGGUGUUAUCAGGGGUUUCACUUUUUAUUCGGUUUUUGCACGCGCAGACCGUGUUUGUAUCAAUUACUAUAGCGACAUUCUGCUUUUCGCUUG
Messenger RNA from Talaromyces stipitatus ATCC 10500, 2981 nucleotides. RefSeq names its product DUF1212 domain membrane protein Prm10, putative. The record is from RefSeq and is a predicted model, not a curated record. Gene Ontology annotation, molecular function: transmembrane transporter activity. The transcript has 2 exons. The coding region runs from base 1 to 2673 and encodes 890 amino acids. Lineage: Eukaryota; Fungi; Ascomycota; Eurotiomycetes; Eurotiales; Trichocomaceae. Gene Ontology annotation, biological process: transmembrane transport.